Messenger RNA from Caenorhabditis briggsae, 1119 nucleotides. The transcript has 8 exons. NCBI's taxonomy places the organism in Eukaryota, Metazoa, Nematoda, Chromadorea, Rhabditida, Rhabditidae. Bases 1 to 1119 code for a protein of 372 amino acids. The record is from RefSeq and is a predicted model, not a curated record.
AUGACUUCAGCACUACAUGUGCUGCUUACUGUAGUUCUUUUUUUCCUAAUAGUUUUCAUGGCAAUUCUUCUCUUCUUUCUAUUCCCGAUAUUUGUGAUAAUAUCUAGAAAAAACCGAAAAAAAGACCAAGAGCUCGCCAUCUACCCGAUAAUUAAUCACUGUUUCAAACCUCCGAAGUUUAUUUCUAACUCUUAUAAUUGGAAUGACAUUUCUUAUCAUGUUCUCCAUCAUUCAAGCUCAAAAUAUCAUAUUUUCAUUUAUAUCUACAUAUGUCUUACUGUAGUUCUCCUCUUGUCUGCUUUAUUAUACAUACCAAUUCUUCGAAGUGUCUGGAAGCUUGUACAUUUAGCAUCAGCCAUUGAGAAUAAGCCUCAAAAGUAUAUCUUAUAUCAGACACUCUGUAUAGCAGUUUAUAAAAUGGUGUCCUUGCUGGUCAUUUUCUAUGUUUAUCUUGGACAUACCGAACCAAACCCACCGAUAAAUCUUAAAAAUCUCGUAGACCCGCCCAAACAACAAGUGUACACAAUUUUAAAGUUGAUUAAUGUUUCGUUUUUCACUUUUCAAAUAGCAAUUAUUGUAAUCGUGAUGACUAGUAAUCCUGCUGUGAGUGAAGAAGAACUAAUUGCACAAGCAUGUCGCUUUCUUUCCUAUUGUCAUUUAUUAUUGGCUCUUCUCCUUGGUCUAUCAUCAUCCUUAUACAUACCAAUUUUGAUAAGCGUUAGAAAGUCAUCCCAUUUGAUAUCUGCUGUUCAGAAUAAGCCGCAUAAUUAUAUUCUGUACCAAACACUUUGCAUAGUUGUGUACAAAAUGAUAACGGUUUUGGCAGUGGUUUGGGUGAACGUCGAUUCUAUAGAGCAACUACCCGCGGAACAUAUUGACAAAACACAGGAAUAUUUAAUAGUGGUUUUAUACAUUAUCGAUAUGUUAUCUACACCAGUAUUUAUUCAAAUUUCUUAUCUUCUUUGCAACAGGCGUAAUGUGGUGCUUCUCAAACAACUAUUAUCAAUAAGAAACUUCAAAAUUUGGAUAAUGAAAAGGAUAUUGCGAAAUAAUUCUGUGGCACCUGCCAAUGUUUACGGGUCCAACGAUGAAAUUUUGGGUCCCUCAACAAUCUCUUGA